Messenger RNA from Saccoglossus kowalevskii, 940 nucleotides. RefSeq names its product zinc metalloproteinase nas-34-like. The record is from RefSeq and is a predicted model, not a curated record. Gene Ontology annotation, biological process: proteolysis. Gene Ontology annotation, molecular function: zinc ion binding; metalloendopeptidase activity. Lineage: Eukaryota; Metazoa; Hemichordata; Enteropneusta; Harrimaniidae.
GAGCAAAUAUUAUUAUAAAUGCAGCAGUGUGCCUACAGUUUUAAUUCAUUCGCCUGACAUCUACUCCUCUACGAAUGUGGACAGAUUCAUACACGAAUACUGGUGAGACGAACUGAACACGAUGGCAAAGAUUCAAGCAGUAUCCGUAUUUUUUGUAAUGCUAGCGACUUUUACGUUUGUCACAUAUACGACACAAAACGAACCUCCUGAAGAGCAACCAAGUCCUGGCACCCUGGAAUCCGAUAUGAAGUUAACAGAUGAACAACUCGGGGCUAUUGUAGCAAUUGUAGAGGCGGAGGCAAACGGAGUGGUUGAUAGAAAGGCUAAAGCCGAUCUUACUUAUCGUUGGCCAAAUGCCGAAGUGCCUUAUGCAAUAUCGGAUUCAAGUCGAAAUGAUGGUGGUAUAAUAAGAAAAGCGCUUGCAUAUUGGGAGAGCAACACUUGUAUUAGAUUCCCGCUAUAUAAUUCGGUCAACGCAAACCAACACAGAAUAGAAUUUAUAAAGGCAGACGGGUGCUGGUCGUGGGUCGGCGAUACCGGUAAACUCCCACAAAACAUUUCCAUAGGGGCUGGAUGUGAAUGGAGAGGAACUAUCGCUCAUGAAAUUGGCCAUGCAAUAGGAUUUUGGCAUGAACAAAGUCGUGACGACAGAGACAAUUAUGUUACAGUUCACUUGGGAAAUGUUAAAUCGGGUCAAGAUCAUAACUUCAAUAAAUAUACUGCAAACAAUGUUAACUCAUACAACGUGCCAUACGACGUUGGGUCUCUAAUGCAUUAUGGUCCCAAGUAUUUCAGCAAGAAUGGUUUGGAUACAAUAACAGCAAAUAAUCCAGAAGACCAAGAUAAAAUGGGCCAGGAUGAGCAUCUCAGUACUGCUGAUAUUCUGCUAGCUAAUAUAAUUUACGAUUGCCCAGGCAGGUAUAUUUCUGGUUAUUUGUAG